This is a messenger RNA of Gongylonema pulchrum, 303 nucleotides long. NCBI's taxonomy places the organism in Eukaryota, Metazoa, Nematoda, Chromadorea, Rhabditida, Gongylonematidae. The record is from the annotation of a GenBank genome assembly.
AUGAAACAAUCGCCAUUCAUACAAUUCACGUUCGGAAUUCUUGCAUUGACAACCAGUUUGCAGUACGGCGAAUGUUUGCGCUGUUACACCUGUGACGGCCCACACGAGUGUGCAAAUCCCCGUGAAGAGCAGUGUCCAAAAAACAACGAGUGCUUCACGGUUGCUGAGAACUACGAUGUCAAACAAAAUGGUGUGUGGUUCAAUUUCAAAAAAAAAAUCAAGACGUGGAACCCCGAAAGGAUGCAAAUUGAAGCAGAAGACUCCGAAAAGGUUGUGCGCCAACAUGCGAUAGGGUUAAUUUAG